Molecule: messenger RNA, 2112 nt
Organism: Penicillium concentricum
Lineage: Eukaryota; Fungi; Ascomycota; Eurotiomycetes; Eurotiales; Aspergillaceae
Exons: 3
Coding region: 1-2112 (703 amino acids)
Biological process (GO): regulation of DNA-templated transcription
Source: RefSeq, a predicted model, not a curated record
AUGUCCGGCAUUGAGAUCAUCGGUAUUGCAGCCAGUAUCAUACAGGUUGCAGACUUGGGCACUUCCCUAUCCGUCAAGUUAUUCUCCUUUUACCGACGAGUCAAAAAUGCCAACGAAACUAUACAGCUCUUGUCAAAUGAGGUCGCACUCGUCAGUGCCAUUCUGCGUGAGCUGGGUGAUAGCUUGAAAGGCGGGAAAUCAUCCGAGCUCUGCUCAGAUGAGGCAUUUCAAACGCUAGAAUGUGUUCUAGAGCAGUGUCGCGGUGUACUUCGACAAAUCGAAAAGGUUGUCGAUGUGAAUGAUCGGUCUAGCAAAAGCCGAUUACAACAGGUCACUGGGAAGUUUAAGCUCGUUCUGCUAGAACCAAGUUUAGAUCCCCUGAAAACCGACUUGGAAAGGCUCAAGUCAACAAUGCUGCUUCUGCUCAAUGUUAUUAUGUUUGCUGGGAAGGUUCGCAGCAAUGAUAUACCGAAUGACCAAGAGCAGCGUGCUUUGAUAGAGACACUGUUACAAGAGAAACAGCUUGAAAAUAAUCGUGGAAACAGUUCUCCGCCGAACUAUCAACAGGCUCAACAAAUGCUUGACUCGAAAAUGACAGACAAUGCCCCCAAAUCAGAUCCAUUCCAAGAAGGCGAGUUCGCCGAGGUGAAUGAGUAUAACGGACUCAUUCACAAAAUGCUGCACGAAAUUGAUUCCUGCAAAUCAAAGCUCGAAAACAGCCGCUGUUCAAGAAUAAGAAAAGGUGUUUUGAGUAUACAUGACAACGAAAUUAUUCGAUUCCAACUCAGUCAUGGUCAUUCUGUUCUCCAUCAAUUUGACAAAUCCCUACUGAUUGACGAGAAGGAUAACUCGGAGAGUCUAAGGACUCACAUUUCGGAUCAUAUUCCUAAAUUGAGGUCAAAGGAAGCUUCACCACAAACUGCAAACCAAGAUCGAACACAGCCUCCGACAUCAACAUCUAUCGAAACAUUGGCGGCAAAGCCAAAGAAAUGGGUUCUUGUGACCACAGAUGGCUUGAACUUCCGUCUAGUCGAUAUAUCUGACAUUCCUUCGGUUGAUACUUUACGUGCAAUGAUCUGUCAAAAUCUCGGAAUUUCCAACUGGGCUAGUGCGCAAAUCUUCCUCGCUGAACCUGGUCAACUCGAACAUGGAGAUCCCUUGAGUGAUACCAACCUGACAUAUUGUUGUCGGAUAAAAUCAGACCCCGGCGCUCCCUUGAAACUGUUUGUGCGAGGAAUCUUUUCCAAUCUUCCUCCACCCAGGCUACAUUCGCCCAUAUCAAUCUCCCGACAGGCGACGCUUGAAGCUUCCUCUGUCAAGGCAUCCCCUACCGAUAGCAUUCAGGACUCUGACAAGUUACAUCACUCUCCAAAAUCAGGCUGGCUCUCUCGCAACGAGCCUGAGCUACUCGAGAUUAAGCGGAAGCAGAAGGCACAAUAUGACCCCGGUAAGAAGAAGGCUUAUGGUAAGAAUGGUUAUAAGCACACAGAGGCUAUUGAAAACAAGGCUGGUUCAUUGGUUGCGAUGAACGAGUCCUCGGCACUCGCCAAUGCCCCUUCCCCGGGUCAAAGACCAGUGCAACGUGACUAUUCUCGGGCCCGGCUGACGGUCGAAACACGUGUCCUAGAACCUGAACUUGCCAGUAUGGACCGAACGAACAAUGCAACUGGCACACCUGUGCCUGCUCCUGUCACAUCAUCUACCAACCGAGAGGAUGCUAUGUCGGAGCCGGAUCGGUCUACUGCGCUUUGUUCUCCUGUCGCUUAUUCCCCUGCGUCGCCUACUUAUUCUCCUGCCUCACCUGUAUAUUCCCCUGUCUCGCCUGCAUAUUCUUCCACCUCACCAUCUUAUUCUCCUGCAUCGCCAUCGAGCAGACCAACAUUUGGUGAGUUUUGCAAUGAUGACUGCCUCAAUAUAGGAUAUCUUUCCUGUCGACGCUCUGUUGUUUUGAUUUCUGACCAUCGUGUUAUCUCAGAUUAUCCAUUCCAGGAAUCUAUACAAUCACGACAAAAGUCUGACGGGGAGUCUCUACCGAUUGCACUACCAGAGACCUUUGAAGACUUACUUUUGCGCUGGACCAAGCUUGGGCUGAAUGAAGUUGAAGCGCUAUGA